Cryptosporidium ubiquitum is the source of this 4512-nucleotide messenger RNA. RefSeq lists its product as uncharacterized. The coding region runs from base 1 to 4512 and encodes 1503 amino acids. NCBI's taxonomy places the organism in Eukaryota, Apicomplexa, Conoidasida, Eucoccidiorida, Cryptosporidiidae. Gene Ontology annotation, biological process: transmembrane transport. Gene Ontology annotation, molecular function: ATPase-coupled transmembrane transporter activity; ATP binding. The record is from RefSeq and is a predicted model, not a curated record. The transcript has a single exon. Gene Ontology annotation, cellular component: membrane.
AUGUUAAAUAAAUUGAACUCCGUCCUAAGAUUGAUUGAUAAUUUGUUUUUACUUAAAAUUAACAAUACUGUUAAUUAUUUAUUUGAGAAGAAUCUCUUAAAUAGCCAGAAGCAAAAUAAGAAUAGUUCUGAUUACAAAUGUAAUUUGACCACUCUUAAAUCUAAAAGUAUCCCGUUUGACUACAACGUUUCUAAAAUUAAGGAUGACACAAUUAUUCUGGAAAAUGUGAUUAAUGAAAAGGAAAAACAGCUUGGAAACAAUAAUUGGUCAGGAUUAGAUAUAUAUUUGAGUAUAUUAAAAGCAUUUAGAAAGGAUUAUUCGAGAUAUGUAUUUCUGACGUUUUUGUUAAUCAUUUUGGAUUCUUUCGUUAAAUACAGAGGAAUUAUUUAUAUAGGAGCCUUAAUAGGUACGAGACAAAACGGAGAUAAGGAAAUUGGGUUCAUUUCAGGUGUUAUCAUUUUUAUUUUAAAGGCUACAUUUCUUUUAUCUGAGACUCAUCUUAAGUAUUAUAUUUUGCUAGUUAGAGCAAGGGUUAUUGGGUCUAUUAAUGGAGUUUCGCUUUUAAGACUUUCAAAGUGUGAUUCUAACUCUUGUUUAAACCAAAACCAAGACUCAGAACUACUACCAAAGUCAAAAAUUUCAAGAUAUCAAAAUGUCAUUACAGUAGAUUCAGACUUUUCUGAAAAUGCAAUUUCAUAUUCCAUUAGAAUAUUCAUCUUUCCUAUAAAGUUGGCCUCAACUUUUGCUAUUGCUGUUAAAACUUUUGAUGACCAUUCCAUGAAUUUACUCAUUUUUUCUUUAUCAUCUUUGUUUGCAGGUGCAGUUUUGUCUUUAUUCAUCAGUACUCUUUUCAAAAAGCCUUUUAUUGCCCAUAGAGAAAAGAGAAUUGCUGAAACUACUAAUAUUAUAGAAAACUCAAGAUCUUUAAAUCUUACUCAAGACCACAUUAUUUUUACUUAUCAUAACCUUUUAUCCGGGUCCAGAAGAGACGAAAUGUAUUUUGGAUCCUUUAGAAAGUAUUUUUUUACUCUUGAAGAAAUUAUCUCCAGGUCUAUGGGUUAUUUCUGUUAUGGUAUUAUUUCUUUAUAUGUAUGGUAUAACCACUUUGACACUUACAAAAGUAUUGAAAUGAUUAUUGACUCUGCAAUACUUGUCCCCUCUUUUUACACUCCACUCCAAGAACUUUGUUAUCUUAUAUACUAUAUUUCGGAAGGAAAUAAUGCACUUAAUAGACUUGCCAAACUUAUGCAAAUUACAAGAAACAAAACUCCCGCCAAAAAUACUUUGGAAGUUCCAAAUCAUUUAAAGAUUAUUAGUAGAAAUGAAAAUAUUAUUUUGCAUGCAGACCCUGCACAAUUUGGCGCCUUUUCUCCACAAAAAAUAAAAAUUAAAUAUGGAGUACCAGUCAUAUUUUCAUCAAAUGAUAUAUCUUAUAACUAUUUAUUGACAGAUUUAUUUAGGAGAGUGAUUUUUGGAGUUAAUGGAAGAGAUGGGGUUAAAAUAGAAUUAGAAAGAAGAGAUAUUCUUGAAAUUAAUGGUCAAGUAAGCGAAUGUAGUAAUAGUGGAAACAAUUUAAUUGGUGACAAAAAAAUAGUGGAGGUAUUAGCGGAUAUUUCUAACCCAGUAUGUUAUGUCCCCUUGGAUUCCUGGAUUACAGAAGGCAUGAGUCUGGCUGAUAUUAUUUUGAAUGGAAGAGAUUAUGACUAUGAUUCAUGGGAGAGGGUUGUAGAUAUUUGUGAACUGAAGAAUGAUUUUGUAUCUUGGGGGAUUUCAAGUUAUGAUUUAGCUAAGAGCACCAUUUUUUCACAGAUUCAGUUCAGUAGAGGUCAAAAGGUUCGUCUUUCUCUUUCCAGAGCAUUAUAUGGGAUUGGUUGUAAGAGUGAAGAGUCUCAAGAUCAUAAAGAAGUUAUUCCAAUUUUGAUUUUAGACUCAAUAUUUAAUAGUUUGGACCCUCCAGUGUGUUGCUCAAUACUAUCAAAACUGUUUAAUAAAGAAGAUGGAUUACUGAAAAAUGUAUUUUCUAUGAUGAUUUUGGAUACUCAAAUGCUUACUUUUCUUCCAGAUAAUAUUCUGGAAUCUAUAAUACAUAUAACGCCAAUGAAGGAACAUGAAACUAGAAGUUUUGGUGUCAAUAAUGAGACUCCAAAGUCGAAUACCAGUAUAAAUACAUCUAUGAGUAUUAACUCUAUAAUUAAUGACUAUUGCUUUGAGACUGAUUUCUCUAAAGAUUUAUGGGAGCUUUCCACUGAAGAGGAUGAAAUCAUUAAUUUAAGUAGUAAUUCCAAUAGUAAUGAGAGUGAAAUCACUGAAACCCCAAUUCAAUCAAAGUAUUAUGAGGGGCAGGAGGAAGUUGUAUUCAAUAGUAUUAAAGAAGAAAAUCAGACUGAAAAAAUUACAGAACUUCUUCCAAAGAAGGAAGGAGUAGUAGGGUAUUCAGAGAAAUCGUACCCAACUCUUUUUUUUUAUAUAUUGAAAGCUGCAAAUAGAUUCAAAUAUCCAAAAAAUUGGUCAAUUACUAAGAAGGUUAAAGAAUCAUCGUUGGAAAUGAUUUUGUAUCUAGUUUUUCUAUUACUUCCUCAAUUAAUUUUGAUAUUUGGGGAAAAAGUAUUGUUGGGUAAUUUAUCACAAGUAAACGAGACAAAAAAUGUAGUUGGAGGAAUUUCAGGUAUUGAUUUUCUGUAUUUUACAUAUCUUCUUUGUAUUGUUUUGGCAAUACUAUCUGUAAUAGCAAGUGGGAUUUUAGAGGUUUAUGUCGGAUUAAGAGCUGCAAAUAAUAUACAUAAUUCAUUUUUAUUGGGAUAUAUUGGCUCAAAAUUAUCUUCUUGUAUCAGGUAUCUACCAGUAUCAUUUGUUUUAAAUAGAAUAAGUUUAGAUCAACUUACUAUUGAUUAUUGUACAACAAAGAGAAUUGGACAAUUUGUUACAGCAAUUAAUAGAGUAAUGGCAGCUAUAUACUUAUCUAUAAUAGCUUCGGAAUAUCCAAUAGUACAGUUAUUACUGUUUUCAAUAUUUUGCUAUAUGUUAUAUAAAUAUGUGUUUAGGUAUUUUAUACACUCAUGUCGAUUAUUACAUAAUACUUAUAUUUCAGAAAUCUCUUUAUUAGUGGACACUGUUAGAAAUAUAUGUGAUGGAAAAGAAUGUAUUAAGCCUCAGAAAUUAGAUCAAUUUUAUUUGGAAAACGGAUAUGAUCAGCUUCAAGAGAUUAUAAGGCCAAUAUAUAUUCAGUCUUCAUUGGAAGCUUGGCUUAAGAUCAGACUUCAAGUUGGAAUUGUUAUUCCAGUUACAUUUUUGAACGUAUUUUCUUCAUAUUUUUCAGAUGGAAGCUCAAAAAUAUUGAUAGUUUUGGUGUUUGCUACUGCUUUCAGUUCUUUAAGUAGAAUUGACGAGGUUGUAAGGUAUUUAAUGCGAUUAGAAAGGGAAUUAGUUUCCGUAGAGAGAAUGAGAAAAUACUUAGAACUAAUAAAGGAUGAACAUAUAAUGAAGAAAAGUGGCUUAUUAUGUAACAAAGAUGAGGGAUGUAAUAAUCAAAAAGUGGGCAAUAAUUUAAGACCCCAUAAUUUUAAUAACAAUAAUAACAUAAUAUUGGAGUCUGCAUAUGGGUAUCAUUCAAAUUUAUCAUCAGAGAAUGAGAAAUCUCAGUUGGAUCGUUCAGAAGUAAGGGGAACCUUGGUAAAGCAGGUUUGUUGUUUAAAUAACAUAAAUGCUGUGGCAAAUAAAGGUGAAAUUAUUGGAAUAGUAGGAAGAUCUGGAUCUGGAAAGACUUCACUACUAUUUUUAAUAGCAAAAUCUUUGGAUUAUAAAGGAAUAAUAAACCAUUCGAUUUCCCCAAAUAAUAUUUCAUUAAAUAAUAAUCAUAUUAUAAACUGUAAACUAUGCAGAAGCAAUGUAGACGAACAGAUAAUGGAGAUAUUUUUAGAAGAUUAUUAUAUGAUGAGACACGUAGCAAUGCUUCCAGUUGAAGUAUUUUUCAAUGAAAACACAACAAUUAGACAAUCAGUUGACCCAUUUGAUAAUUAUUCAACUGAUAAUAUAAUUUCAGCAUUGAAUAUAUGUGGUGUAUCUAAUUAUUUAAUAGAGAGGGAAACAAUGAAUAAUUUAGACCAUAGUAUAAAUUGCAAAAAUUCUUGUGAAGGAGACAAAAUAUGUAAUGAAAGUGCACUUCUUUUAAUGGGGAAUGAUAAAUUCACUAUAAUUAAUAAGUAUUUGAAUAAGAAUAUAGGAGAAUUAUCAUUGCCAAUGCAAAUACAGAGAUUGUUAUUGUUUACGCAUUAUUUCCUUAGGAGAAACGAAAUAAGUAUUUUACUUAUAGAUGAACCACCAGUAAUUUACUGCAGUGAUAAUAUGAAUUUGAAUUUUAUUUCAAACAAGAAAUCAACUUUGAUUACAAAUAUUAUUUUCAAAUAUUUUAGUCAUUCAACUACGUUUAUAGUCGCUCAUGACAUCAGAAAUUUGAAUGGAAUUAAAAAGUUCUGGUAUUUACAUCAAGGAACUCUAACGAUAAAAAAGUUAUAA